AUGUCUUUUCGUGGCGGUGGACGCGGCCGCGGCGGCUUUGCCUCUGGCGCCAAUCGUGGAGGUCGUGGGGGCUUCCAGCAAUCAUUCGGGCCCCCUGCCCAAGUUCUAGAAAUGGGAACUUUUAUGCAUGCUUGUGAAGGUGAAAUGGUUUGCGAAUCGAUCAACCCGAAGAUCCCAUAUUUCAAUGCUCCGAUCUACCUGGAGAAUAAGACGCCGGUCGGAAAAGUUGACGAAGUGCUUGGUCCGAUUAACCAAGUCUAUUUCACUAUCAAACCUCAAGAAGGAAUCGUCGCAACCUCGUUUAAGUCCGGAGAUAAAUUCUACAUUGGUGGAGACAAACUACUACCUUUGGAAAAAUUCCUUCCGAAGCCUAAAGCGCCUCCCGGUUCCAAGGUCAAGAAACCAGCUGGAGCCCGCGGUGGUGCUCGUGGUGGUCGCGGAGGACGAGGGGCACCCAGGGGUGGUGCUCGAGGUGGCCGAGGUGGCCCUGGAGGCUUCCGUGGUAGAGGUGGUGCAGGUGCUCCUCGAGGCCGUGGCGGCUUCUCGCGAGGAGGGUCAGGAGGAUUCGGAGCUCGUGGGAGCUCUCGUGGAGGUUUCCGUGGACGUGGUUAAGAUUUUGCUCGCAAAAUAUCCGGCCAGCGUAUUGUUUCUCGUCUUGUUAUACAUUUGGCGUUGGGGGAAUUGGAUACGGAUUUUUUUCAAAUUUACGGCUGUCGCAAGUAACUAGAAAUUUGCUCUCACCGGUUAAAAAAAAUGCUGUAAAUUAUCAUUUUCAGGCAAGCGAAUCCUAGAACUUGUGGUGGUGAUGCACCAGCCACACGAU
Molecule: messenger RNA, 823 nt
Organism: Talaromyces stipitatus ATCC 10500
Lineage: Eukaryota; Fungi; Ascomycota; Eurotiomycetes; Eurotiales; Trichocomaceae
Product: snoRNP protein (gar1), putative
Exons: 5
Coding region: 1-612 (203 amino acids)
Biological process (GO): snoRNA guided rRNA pseudouridine synthesis; ribosome biogenesis
Cellular component (GO): box H/ACA snoRNP complex
Molecular function (GO): box H/ACA snoRNA binding
Source: RefSeq, a predicted model, not a curated record